Messenger RNA from Parnassius mnemosyne (clouded apollo), 288 nucleotides. NCBI's taxonomy places the organism in Eukaryota, Metazoa, Arthropoda, Insecta, Lepidoptera, Papilionidae. The record is from the annotation of a GenBank genome assembly.
AUGUCACAGUCUUUGCCUAAUCCAAAUACCUUGUUGCCGCUUGAGCUAGUGGAUAAAUGCAUAGGAUCGAGGAUACAUAUUAUUAUGAAGAACGACAAAGAGAUGGUGGGAACGUUACAAGGUUUCGAUGAUUUCGUGAAUAUGCUGUUAGACGACGUCACGGAAUAUGAAUCUACACCAGAGGGAAGGAAAAUAACAAAAUUGGAUCAAAUCUUGUUAAAUGGAAAUAAUAUUGCUAUGUUAGUGCCUGGAGGCGAAAUGCCAGGAGAAUCUUAUGAAGGGCAUUGA